AACAAUCAAAAACAAAAAUCACAACAAAAAUUCAAUAAUAAUCAAAUGGCAGACAACAAGCAGAGUUUCCAAGCUGGUCAGGCCGCUGGUCGUGCUGAGGAGAAAGGUAAUGUGUUGAUGGACAAGGUCAAGGAUGCUGCUUGCGCAGCUGGAGCGUCUGCACAAACCGCGGGACAGAAGAUAACAGAGGCAGCAGGGGGAGCUGUUAAUAUUGUGAAGGAGAAGACCGGCAUGAACAAGUAGCCGAUUGGAAAUAACUAUGGGAGUUAUGAAAAUGUUGUGGUUUUAAAUAAAUUUGGGGGUUCUAAUUGAUUCUCAUCUUCAUUGUAGUAGUUGUUGUUGUUUAGUGUCUGGAUUUACCGUAUUCUCCCUUUAGGUGUAUGUUUGGAUGUUUAUGUAUUUAGUUUCCCGUUAAUGAAUAUCUGAUCCAAGUCCAACAAUUUAUCCUAUUAUUCAUGCACUUGCAAGAUUCACAAGACCUACUUUCAUAUAUUUCUUAAGUUUCUGUUUUCUGGUUAAAUCGAAUCAUAAUUCUGUAAAAUACAAGUUAAACCCAUUGUGGCAUC
Molecule: messenger RNA, 566 nt
Organism: Eruca vesicaria subsp. sativa (arugula)
Lineage: Eukaryota; Viridiplantae; Streptophyta; Magnoliopsida; Brassicales; Brassicaceae
Source: the annotation of a GenBank genome assembly